Thamnophis sirtalis is the source of this 2045-nucleotide messenger RNA. The record is from RefSeq and is a predicted model, not a curated record. NCBI's taxonomy places the organism in Eukaryota, Metazoa, Chordata, Lepidosauria, Squamata, Natricidae.
AAGCUGUUGCCUUCUUUACUCCGAAGAAGCCUGCAGAGCCUCGCAAGGAUCUCUUUCGGCUCCGCUUCUAUUCUGGACCUUCUAUAACUCCACAGGCAACUCCUCUCUUUGGACCAGACGAGAAGUUGGAGGCAGCCUCGUCGAUUAAAUCGAAUAUACCUGCAGAGUGUCAAAGCCUAAGAACCUCAGCAGCCCCAAAAAAGUGACAUCGCUGCUGCCAGAGACUGAAUCUGAAACGUGCCUAACAUGCACGUACUUCUAGGGCUCUGAAAUUUGCUCGGAGGAUCAGCUAAGGGUUGAAGAUUUCAGAAAAAAUUGGCAUCCUAUCCACUGGUCAAAUAAAGUCAAGAGUUCAAAAUUACAAUGACAGAGCAAGAGCAAGAAUGGGAAAAUUUAAACAAGUUAUUAAGACAACAUGGCUUAAGACCUGUGUGCCUUGAUACGCCUGGAACCUGCGGAAAUGUGCCAGAUGCAGAGAAAAUUGUUAUGGACAAGCAGUCUUCUGAAGCAAUACAGCAUGCACUGAAAACAUUACUGGAAGAGACAGAGCGUCAACGGAAAAUUAUUCGUGACUUGAUAGAAGACAAUCACCAGCUUAGAGAUGAAUUACGCUUGGAGAGAGGUCGGGCUUCCCGACAGGAACAACGAGCGAAUGAUUUGGACGUUAUUGUGGAAAAUGUCAAACAUAAAAUACGUCAACUAGAAGACGAGUCAAUAGCCAAUGCUUCUCAGCAACAUAACCAAAUCAGAGAUCUUCAAAAAGAUCAUGAAAUUUCACAGGCAGUGUACCGGCACCAAGCGAAGCAGUUGGAGGAGCAAGAAGGGACGAUUGACCAUUUAGAAAAGGAGCUUUCCAAGUUGGGUCUGGAAGAGCAGCAGCGUAUCGCCACUCAGAAAAAAGUGUUCCGUCAGUUUUGCAAGCAGGCUCCAAGAACUCACAUAGAUCAGCAUCUUUCCAGACACAGAUAAUUGAAACAAAAGCUCGAAAUGAACAACUUGUGCAUGAAAAUAUUAAUCUCAAGAAAGAGAUGGAAAUUAGGCCAACUGUGCAAGAAUUAAAAUUUUAUAAACACCAAGUGAAGAAGCUGGAGAAAAUAUUGAAGAACAUCAAAUCACUUGAGAGCAGCAAAGAAGAAAAUAUGAAAGAAAACAAAGAACUUACAAAAGAUUUGGGAGGAAGCCAGCUGCAGGAAGUUUGCAGAAGAUAUUUACAGGUAUUGUCCAGCAUUGACUCGAUCAUCAGAAGCCCAAGAAGAGCUCCUCUAAUAACACUUAUGCAAAAAAAGGACCUUGGGAAAAGCUGGGCUGAGGAGGAACGUGGAUUUGAGCAUCUCCCUGCUGUGAUUGAAACCUGGGCUGACCAGCUAAUGGCCCUGAAGAUCUUGCACUACUCCCUGAAAAAGCUAUUGCUGCGGUUAGUUCCUAGGCAUUCCAAAGCUAUGCAGGACACUAAUGAAUAUAUUAGAGUUGAGGAUCUUCAGCAAAUAGUGGAGGAAAUCUCUGAAGAAGUAGGCAAUGAAGAAAAGAAAAGUCUGAUUCCUUCACAACAAAUCCUGUAUGCCAUUGUCUGUCAUUUUCAAAAACUAUUUGAUGUGAAGACUCUAAGUGGCGUUUACCCUCGAAUGAACGAGGUAUAUACAAAACUUGGUGAAAUGAUCAACGCUAUGAGGAACCUCUGUGACCUCUUAGAACUAGAUUGCUCAGCACCACCUAGUGUCCUGGUGAACACUGUUGGAAAGCUAUGCAAUUUGUUUAAUGAGAAUGUGGCCUGGCAGGUGGAACAACUGCUGGGUACACAGGACAUCGAAAGCAUUAUCUUUAAAUUAGAAGAACAUGAUGACUUUUUCCCAGCAUUUCAUGCUCUUAUUAACAACUUGCUUCGUGUUCUAGAAGUCAGAAGUCUCACAGAAAUAUUACCUGCUGUACAGAAGCUGAAAUGGAUGGUCCAAUAAUGUAAACUAAAUGUAAAUCUUUUAACAUAUUGACUACCUCUUAUGUAUUUUUGAAUAUUUUUUUAUUAAAAAUGUCUGAAUGGAAUCAAAAAU